This is a messenger RNA of Gopherus flavomarginatus (Mexican gopher tortoise), 3300 nucleotides long. RefSeq names its product family with sequence similarity 131 member C (gene FAM131C). The transcript is spliced from 7 exons. Lineage: Eukaryota; Metazoa; Chordata; Testudines; Testudinidae. The record is from RefSeq and is a predicted model, not a curated record. The coding region runs from base 443 to 1345 and encodes 300 amino acids.
ACAAAGCCCCCCGCUCGGCUUCCCAGCUCCAGCAAGCGCUGGCGGGGAGAGCAGCCAGGCGAGAGGGGAGGUGGCUAAAGCCCGGCUAAUCCCCCAAGGAGCCCUGACUGGCAGAGAGCUGCCUUUUCUUCCCUUCUGUGUGUGCACGUCCGUCUGGCUCUCCUCUGCGCGCCGCUCCGCCUGCCUCCUCUUCCCCUGCAGCUCGCCGGAGACAUUGCCACGGUCGCCUGCGAACUUGGGGAAGGGGGGAGCGGGGCAGGAGGAGUAACCAAGCGCCGAGGAGGAAAAAAAAUAAAACCGGGGGGGGGGUUUGGGAGGGGGAGCUGGGUCCUCUGUCCGCAUCUCGGGCAGGCGGCGGAGCUGGCUUGGGAACAGACGAACCGGGGAGAGAAGAGAUGAGCCCCCAGCUGUCCAAGAGGUGGAUGAAGAGAAGCCCCCCGUGAUGGGGUCCUGCAUGUCCCAAGCUGCAGAAUUCUUCGCAAGUGCUCAGAAGGAAUAUUCCAUCACCAGCCACCCACAGUGCCCUCCUUCCACCCACCAUGACAGUCAGCAAGUGCCCGCAGCUGCCCUGGAGAAAGACAACAGCAAGGAAAACCAGAUGGAUUUCUGCUGGGACCCUGUGCAGAAAUGUUUCAAGACAUCCAGUGGGAUCCUCUCGGAUUCCAAAUCCGGCUCCAGCGAUUACAACGUCACAGCCCUGGCAACCUCCUCUCUGGUGGGGUUAGUCCAGACCAUAAAGGACCACAUCACCAAGCCCACUGCCAUGGCUCGCGGCCGGGUGGCCCACCUCAUCGAGUGGAAAGGCUGGAGCGCCCCCCAGGUGGGCUGCGAGCCGUGGCUGACGGAGGAAGAGCACUAUUCCUACCUCACGGACGAGCUGAGGGAGGCACGCUUUGCAGCAGGGGUUGCUGAACAAUUCGCCAUCACCGAGGCCACCCUGAGUGCCUGGUCCUCGCUAGAUGACGAAGAAAUGAAUUAUGGGGACAGCUCCCAGGAGAUCGUACAGCUUCAAGACCUGGAGAGCAUCUACCUGCAGGAGAAGCUGCUGCUGAGGCCCCAGGUGAUAAGUAGCCCCAACCUGGAAGGCAGCCUGCCCGCCUGCUCCUCCUCCACACACACCUCCCCCAUACCCUGGGUGCACUCCGGAGUGGACAGGUGGAACUCGCCCCACCCCUUCCCUGGGGCUCUCCUCUGCAGCUCCCCCCAGACCAGGAGCUCCCAGGCAGACAGCUUGGAGAAGGAGCAGGCCUGCGUGGGGAGAGAACAGGAGAGCACGCGGCUCAGCAACUCCCUGCACUACGUGGACAGCAGCUCCCUCUCGGAGGACGAAGUGUUUUAUAACUAGGUCCUCCGCCCCUCCCCAGGACAGGAAGGGGGACGGGGCAGCCCUGAGGAUGGAGCAAGGGGCCCUGCCAAGGUGGCUAGUUCCAGCUCUGGAUGCUGCUGGGAGCAGGGAUUAGAAGCCGUCUACUGGUUGACACCAAUAGCAUCUCUCCGAAUGGUGACCGCUGGGGCAGCCUGGAGGGCCGGGGCUGCUGGGCCCUUUAGAGGCGGCAUUCACUGGACUGGCGCCAUUUGCACCAAAGUCUGGGGCUUGGAUUGAUUUUCCUUCGGCCAAGGCUGCUGAGCUGCGUUGAGGAGAAUCGCUGCAAGACCAAGACCCAUUCCGUCCCCCGGUGGGUUCCCCAAGGGCUGGGACAGCGGGGGAGCAGGGGAAGCAUCCACAUCCAAGCAUGUCCAGUGUCUGUGCUUCAGCCAGCAGCCGGCCACCCGCAGUGCUCCCAGCUAGCCACGUGGGCGUGUGGUCUGUGUGCAAGCCGGCACCCACAGCCUUGCUUUCUUGUCUCCAUGUAGUUCGGACGAGCUCCCAGCCGGCUUAACAGGGACGCGUCUCUGUGCUCCCCCCUGCAAUUCCAGCUUGCUGCAGAGCCACUCAGGGCCAGGGGCUUUGGUGUUUGGCUAGCGAGCAGCUGGCUUGUACUAGGAAGUCACCCUGGUCUCUGAGGCUAGGCGUUUCAAAGGCACCUAAGGGGGUUAGGUACCCAAAUUCCAUCGAGGCAGGCGGCUGAGGAUGUCUAAUUCCCAUAAGCUCCUAAAGGCGGAAAUGCUACAAACUCAGUCAGUUUGGUACUUCCUCUCUACAGGACUGUAGUUAAUUGCAGGGCCCAGCUGCCAUGUGGAUGCUAGUUACGUCCUUCAGCAACAGCCAUGCCCCCUCACUGCGCUGCAGUCUUGGGUAGGGCUGGGCCAUAGUGCGGUUCGGGGACCGUGGUGACAACGGGGUCAACCUCGACUACACGCCAGGCCCUUCCUCCAGCCAGCCCCACCCCCCACCCUUGCUGUGCACAGCUGCCUUUGGUUCUCUGACCUCAAUGCGCAGGCCCUACAGCUGCCCCCCCCCCCACACACACCCGGACACAUAUCUCCAGUUUGCGGGGACAGGAGGAAUGAUACAAAUGAGAAAAAUCUCAGCUAGCCCACUGUUGGGAGGGGGAAGAGGGGACAGGUAAAUGUUAUAUAUUAAUUGAAAAGACUUCGUAUGUUGGCACCGCUACACCUGGCACCUUUGGCAGGUUCCCGCCCAUCGCUCAGGGCAGGGGCUGCAUCCCACGGGUUUUCCUCCCAUGCAGGGGGCUUCUGUAAAGCAGGCGGCUGGAACGUGCAAUGACUGUUGCUGCUGGAUGCCGCUGCCUCCCCUUAGGGCUGCUCCUAAGCCCACCUCCCUUCAGCCAGCCACUGCCCAGCCAGCAGAGCGGGCAUCAUGCCUGGCACUCUGUGUUUUGUCACCUAGCUGGUUCCUACUGUUGCAUGGAGACUGUGUGCACCUUGGCAACGCUUCCUGCGUCAGCGGGGGCAAGGGGAGCGGGUCCUCUGGGGGCUGCAACAGCUGUGACGCCUUUUCCCCACUGCGUUCUGUGUCUCCAGAGAAAUACAAAGGAUCAAGAGCUCCGCCCCUGCUGGCCCUCAUCUCUGAUUUACUGCGCGCCGUGACUGGGAACAAGGGAUUUCAAAGGAGGCCCCCCCCUGCUGUGUAGGCCACAACAGCCUGGCUGCUCUAGGGACAGGCAAGGGGUGGUCCAGCUCCUCAGGGCUCCUGGCUUACCCUGCACUCUUGCAGUUAGGGAGCAAUUGCACAGUGAGGGCAGCACGUCAUGUUACAGGAGAAUUCAACGCAGGCAGGUCUGUGAUGAACCCAGACGUACACGGCAGGAGCCAGGCCCUUUCGCUGCCCGAAGCACAAGCCCCGAGCCCUUGAGCUCAAGGAGCAUCUCUCCUAGGGCUUGCUAAGUAGCAGACUCU